This is a messenger RNA of Laetiporus sulphureus 93-53, 564 nucleotides long. RefSeq lists its product as uncharacterized. NCBI's taxonomy places the organism in Eukaryota, Fungi, Basidiomycota, Agaricomycetes, Polyporales, Laetiporaceae. The coding region runs from base 1 to 564 and encodes 187 amino acids. The transcript has a single exon. The record is from RefSeq and is a predicted model, not a curated record.
AUGCCUCAGGCUGAGGCUGAGGCUGAGGCUCUACGCUGGCAAAAGUCUACUCCGCUCAGGGGCUUAGGCACGCAUACGUAUAUCAAUUAUCUCAUAAGUAGCACGAACGAUGUGUCUUGUCACCACGCCGCUGGCGAAUGGCAAUUGAUGGGGACGCUUGGCGCGCGCGCAACCGUGCCCCUUUGUGAUCUUUGUGAUUUGUGGCUCGCGUCGCCUGCAGAAGAGCCUUCCGUACCCGUGCCUUGUGGCCAGCAGGAUCUGUCAUCACGCAUGCAGAUAGAACCUAUCCCGCGCACGGACCGCUCUCACGCCCGGGUGGUGAUGGGUUGGUUGGGGAGACGUCACGACGCGAGGAUCCAGCGAGGCUUAGCUACACCUCCGACUCGUCCUCUCCAUCCAACCAUACACAAGACGAAGACGCAGAAGCCGGGGAGCGGCACCCUCCACAAGGCCAGAAGACGCUCGCCCCUGCUCAAGCUCCCAAGUCGCCGUUUGUAUUGCGCGGCGCUAAAACGCCUGACGAGAGCGUGUCACCAGUCCAUUACGCUCAAGCAACGUCGCUAG